AUGACGCACGCUCGACGUUAUCGAAUCAAAGAUGUAUCAGUUGCAUACCACCAUUUAUUUAUUGUAUCGGAUGAUGAGGACAAAACGGUCUAUAUAUUUCAUUAUCAAUAUGAUAAACUUGGUCACACACUGAUCUUGAUGAAUUCAUCUGGCACAGUAUUGAUCAAUAUUCGUCAAAUAAGUCAAAUUCAUAUAACCUUCGAUAUUUAUGCUGUUGAUGAUAACGAACAUCACAACAACUUGUUAGGAGUUCUUCGACGAAGAGGUCCACCAUGGCAUCAUAAAUAUAUAAUCGAGUCAGUCUACGGUGAAUACAAGAUCGAUCGAACAGGAAAAUUGCAUAGUCAUGAGUAUAAACUAAUGCAAGAUCAACAAUCAAUCGCUAAAAUCCAUCAAGAAGAUCAGGAAUCGGAUCAUUUGGCUUCGAUCGAAAUUGCAGAAGAUGUUGAUAAGAAGAAAGAUCCAUUCAUCUUGACUCUAGUGAUGAUUCAAUUAUCUUUAUGA
Messenger RNA from Adineta steineri, 504 nucleotides. NCBI's taxonomy places the organism in Eukaryota, Metazoa, Rotifera, Eurotatoria, Adinetida, Adinetidae. The record is from the annotation of a GenBank genome assembly.